CGGACCCAUCAUCGAACUACAGAGGAUGCUCUCUCGCGCAGGAAGGAGGCCACCGCCGAGGCCGUCUGGCCUCGUCUCGCUCAGGGCAGCCACUGCGCAGCCUUCGGCGUCGAUUGGGACGAGGCAUGCGCGCGGGUGCAUGACAGCGACCGUCGUGCACCGGCCUUCGAUGCUGCUGCCGUGCAGCACUGCCCUCGUCUCUCCAGGCGGAGCGCGGCGCUAUGCCACGACCAGCAGCAGUACAACGACAGCUGAGGAACAACAUGCAGAGGCAAAGCCAUUCCCGUCCAAGGUGCUCGUGGCGAACCGAGGCGAGAUUGCGUGCAGGGUGAUGCGGACGUGCAAGCGGCUGGGCAUCGCCACUGUCGCCGUCUUCAGCGAGGCCGACGCCAACGCGGCCCACGUCGCCCUGGCAGACGAGGCCUACUGCAUUGGACCCGCACCCUCGUCGGAGUCGUACCUCAAGAUGGACCGGAUCCUCGACGUGGCCCGACGGACUGGCGCAGAGAUGAUCCACCCAGGCUAUGGCUUUCUCUCGGAGAAUUCCGACUUUGCGUCGCUGCUCGAGUCGUCGGACGGGAUCCGCUUCAUCGGCCCGCCGUCGCAGGCCAUCGUCUCGAUGGGCUCAAAGAGUGCAUCAAAGGACAUCAUGACAAAAGCUGGUGUACCCUGCGUGCCCGGCUACCACGGCCAAGACCAGUCGGACAGCAACCUGCAGGCCGAGGCCGACAAGAUCGGCUAUCCGGUCCUGAUCAAGGCCGUCAAGGGCGGCGGCGGAAAGGGCAUGAAGAUCGUCGAGCGGUCCGACGACUUUCUCGACCAGCUCAGGAGCGCACAGAGAGAGGCCGAAAAGUCAUUUGGAGAUGCCGACGUCCUCAUCGAGCGCUAUCUCAAGAGACCUCGUCACGUUGAAGUGCAGAUCGUCUCGUCUGCCGCGCCUCACAACCAGCACCUGGCCAUCAGCACGCGCGACUGCUCGGUCCAGCGCCGGCACCAAAAGAUCAUCGAAGAGGCGCCCGCGCCCCACCUCUCGACCGCCCUCGAGCGCGACCUGUGCGACAAGGCGACGGCUGCGGCGAGGGCCGUCGACUAUGUGGGCGCCGGCACCGUCGAAUUCAUCAUGGACGCCGACACGGGCGAGUUCUUCUUCAUGGAGAUGAACACGCGGCUCCAAGUGGAACACUGCGUGUCUGAAAUGAUCAGCGGCAUCGAUCUCGUCGAGUGGCAGCUGCUCGCCGCCUCGGGCAAUGCCCUUCCCCUGUCGCAGUCUGAGAUCCGCUCGUGGGGCCACUCGUUCGAGGCGCGCAUCUAUGCAGAGGACACCGAGGCCAACUUUCUCCCCGACGUCGGCGUCCUCGCCCACGUCGCCUUUCCGACGCCGACGACGGACCUGCUGAGUCCGCCGAGCAGCAGCAGUAGUAGCAGUGGAAGCAGUGGCGAGGCGCUGCUGCCGCCGCCGCCGUCGAGCGUCCGCAUCGACACGGGCUUCGGCCCCGGCGACGAGAUCAGCGUGCACUACGAUCCCAUGAUUGCCAAGCUCAUCGUCCACGGCCGGGACCGGUCCGACGCGCUGCGGCUCAUGCGCCGGGCCCUGGGCCAGACGCAGAUCGUGGGGCCCAAGACCAACGUCGGCUUCCUCAGCCGCCUCUGCGCGCACGAGGCCUUUGUCGACGGCAGGGGCCUCGAGACGGGCUUCAUUGCAAAGUACGGCCAGGAUCUCUUCGUGGGCAACCAAGGGGCUGUCGAGAUUGGAGACGACGUGUAUGUGCAGGCGGCCGUCUUUCUCGCCUGGAAGGGCAUCCGAGAGAGGCAGGGUACGCAGCAGGCAGAAGGACAGAGCCCGUGGAGCCGACGGGAGUUUUCCUCGUUCAGGUCGACGCGGUCGCAAGGAGCAGACAUGCAAUUCAAGCUUCGCAGCAGGAGAAAGAGGCAGGGAGCCCAAGAAGCGGCGGCCAAGGGCGAGGCAGAGGACAUUGUCACGGUGCAUGUCCGCGCGCUGUCGUCGAGCCAGUGCGCCGUGGAGCUGGAGCAGGGAGAGGCAGGCAAAGGGCAGCAAAGAAGAGAAAUUGGCACGCUCAAUGUUACUCGCUGCGACGGCACGCAGAUUGAGCUGCGAACGCCCUGGGCCACGGGAGAGGGAGGCGCAGGGCACGACGUCAGGGGCCACGUCAUCAGCCGCGGACCGGCCGGGUCGGACGGCGCCUCGACAGAAGCAAGGCUCGACGUCUUUUCAGAGGGAAGGCACUACGAGCUGGACCUCGUUGCGCCGGCCUGGCUCGAGGAGGUCAAGGGUGCACUUGCACCGCAGGAGGGAAGCGUGCGCGCGCCCAUGCCGAGCAAGGUCGUCGAAGUCAGGGUCAAGGCGGGCGAUGCCGUUCAGCAGGGUGACAUUGUCGUCGUCCUGGAAGCUAUGAAGACGGAGCACACGCUCCGGGCACCCAAGGACGGCGUCGUGGCCAAGGUCAAUGCUGCCCAGGGGGCCAUGUGCGCCGAAGGGACAGAGCUGGUCACCUUUGAGGAACGGGAGCAGGAGCAGUAGUAGUAGAAUAGCCAUUGAUUCCAUUCCAGCACGUGUGAAUAAAUUACAGUCGCUGCUCGCC
Messenger RNA from Acaromyces ingoldii, 2600 nucleotides. RefSeq lists its product as hypothetical. The coding region runs from base 140 to 2539 and encodes 799 amino acids. NCBI's taxonomy places the organism in Eukaryota, Fungi, Basidiomycota, Exobasidiomycetes, Exobasidiales, Cryptobasidiaceae. The transcript has 4 exons. Gene Ontology annotation, molecular function: ATP binding; metal ion binding; methylcrotonoyl-CoA carboxylase activity. The record is from RefSeq and is a predicted model, not a curated record. Gene Ontology annotation, cellular component: mitochondrion.